AUGCCGAGAGAAAUCAUCACCCUGCAGUGCGGGCAGUGCGGAAACCAGAUCGGAGUGGAGUUCUGGAAGCAGCUGUGCAACGAACACAACAUAGACAAGGAGGGGAUACUAAAAAACAAUAAUUACCUGAAUGAGGAUCGCAAGGACAUCUUCUUUUACCAGGCCGAUGAUGAACACUUCAUCCCGAGGGCACUGCUCUUCGAUCUGGAGCCCAGAGUUAUUAAUAGCAUUCAAGCUAGCGAAUAUCGUAACCUGUACAAUCCUGAAAAUAUGUUCAUUUCGAAAGAAGGAGGAGGAGCAGGAAACAAUUGGGGAUGUGGAUACAGCCAAGGACACAAAGUGGAAGAAGAGAUCAUCGAUAUGAUUGAUCGGGAAGUUGAUAACAGUGACAACCUGGAGGGAUUCAUAUUAUCCCACUCCAUUGCAGGAGGGACUGGUAGCGGGAUGGGAAGUUACUUACUAGAAUUACUGAAUGAUAACUACUCGAAGAAGGUAAUACAGACUUUUUCUGUUUUUCCUCUCUUGACGAACGAGAGCAGUGAUGUGGUGGUGCAGCCGUACAACAGCAUCCUAACAUUGAAGAGACUGAUCCUAAGUACGGACAGUGUAGUCGUUAUUGAUAACACGUCCCUGAAUAGGAUCUUUGUCGACCGAUUGAAAUUAAACAAUCCGACAUUCCAACAAACCAAUACGAUUAUCUCCAAUGUCAUGUCUGCUUCCACCACGACGUUGAGAUACCCUGGCAGUAUGAAUAACGACAUGAUAAGUUUAAUUUCGUCUCUCAUCAUAAAUCCUAAGUGUCACUUCCUUGUUACUUCGUACACACCGAUUACGAUAGAGAAGCAUCUCUCUAAUGUGCAGAAGACAACGGUGCUAGAUGUCAUGAAGAGACUGCUGCACACAAAAAACAUCAUGGUUUCGGUGCCAGUCAGGAGAGGUAUGUACAUUUCUAUCCUUAACAUCAUCAGGGGAGAAACCGAUCCCACACAAGUACAUAAAGGAUUGCAACGGAUACGAGAUAGGAAGUUAGUCAAUUUUAUCAAAUGGAACCCUGCCUCUAUCCAAGUCACUUUAGCGAAGCCAUCUCCUCACGUAGUAUCCACUCAUAAGGUCUCUGGGCUUAUGAUGGCCAAUCACACUUCCAUCUCCACCCUCUUCGAACGCUGCGUCACUCAGUUUGACCGACUUUUUAAGCGAAGGGCCUUCUUGGAAAACUACAAAAAAGAGCCCAUGUUUAGCAGUGCGGACGGCCAGGGCAACUUCGAGGAGAUGGAGUCCUCCAAGGAGAUCACGCAGAAUUUGAUCGACGAGUAUAAGAGCGCUGAGCGGGACGACUACUUCAGCCACGCGUACCUCUAA
Messenger RNA from Plasmodium inui San Antonio 1, 1359 nucleotides. RefSeq names its product tubulin gamma chain. Gene Ontology annotation, molecular function: structural constituent of cytoskeleton; GTP binding. Lineage: Eukaryota; Apicomplexa; Aconoidasida; Haemosporida; Plasmodiidae. The coding region runs from base 1 to 1359 and encodes 452 amino acids. Gene Ontology annotation, biological process: mitotic sister chromatid segregation; meiotic spindle organization; microtubule nucleation. The record is from RefSeq and is a predicted model, not a curated record. The transcript has a single exon. Gene Ontology annotation, cellular component: nucleus; spindle; cytoplasm.